Cololabis saira (Pacific saury) is the source of this 2001-nucleotide messenger RNA. It is a transcript of the gene eif3jb, whose product is annotated as eukaryotic translation initiation factor 3, subunit Jb. NCBI's taxonomy places the organism in Eukaryota, Metazoa, Chordata, Actinopteri, Beloniformes, Belonidae. Gene Ontology annotation, cellular component: eukaryotic translation initiation factor 3 complex; cytoplasm. Bases 78 to 809 code for a protein of 243 amino acids. The record is from RefSeq and is a predicted model, not a curated record. The transcript has 8 exons. Gene Ontology annotation, molecular function: translation initiation factor activity.
UGACGUCACGGAGGGGGACUCUCUCGCAACCGCGGCCGACUCACCGCGACUGAACACGACCCGACACGACCAGCGACAUGGCGGACUGGGACGCCGAGAGCUUCGAGGCGGAGGAGCCGAUUAAAGCCGCGCCGGUGGCGGACAAGUGGGAGGGCGAGGACGAGGACGACGAAGUCAAGGACAACUGGGAUGAUGAGGAAGAUGCAGAGGAGAAAAAAACAGAGGUGAAGAAAACAGAGACGAAGGUUUCUGAAAAGAAAAGGUUGCUUGAAAAGAUAAAGGAGAAAGAAAACCGGUUAAAGAAAAAGGAACAGGAGCUGGCAGAGCAGCAAGAAAAAGAAGAGGAACUCACUCCUGAGGAGCAAGUUGCAGAGAAGUUAAGAGUGAAGAAAUUACAGGAAGAUGCAGACUUGGAGUUGGCAAAAGAUGCUUUUGGUGUCAGCAGUACUUCAGACAGUGUCACCGGGAUUGAUGCCAUGUGUCCAUCUUCCAAAGAAGAAUUCACAGAGUUCGAAAAAUUGCUGAAAGAAAAGAUAUCCCAGUUUGAAAAAUCUGUGCAUUAUUCAAGUUUUUUGGAUUCAUUGUUCCGGGAACUUUGUAUUUCAUUGGAAGUAGAGGACUUGAAGAAAGUCAGUAAUUCCAUCUCAGCCCUACUUACUGAAAAACAGAAACAAGAAAAACAAAACAAAGGAAAGAAGAAGAAGAAAGGGGUUGUACCUGGAGGUGGUUUGAAAGCACAGAUGAGAGAUGAGCUUGACUAUGCAGCAUUUGAUGGUGGUUAUGCCCAAGACUAUGAGGACUUCAUGUGACAGUGGCUCCACUACCACUGCCCCCUUUCCUACCCAACCCUCAGAAAUACAGCUGUACCUUCUCAUGCUGUCCAGUGCCAUCCUGGAAAAUCUGAACUGUGUGUUGCCCCAUUCAUUUUGCUUCAGUAACCAGAGGGACUAUACCAGGAAGCAUCCAGUCUCACCACUCUUAAAAGUCCUGACAUAUGGAAUUGCCUUUUCUCUCUCAUUCAGCCUCAACUCACACACAAUCAUGUGGAAUCUGUUGUGUGACCCAGCUUCAACAGAAAAUACAUUAUAACUGCUGUUGUCUGAGUUUUGCAGGGCUCCUUUUGUUUAUUAAAUGUUGCUCCUGUCAAAAAAAGCAGAUCCAGUAUUGCAGUUAUAAAUGUAGUGACAUAGAAGCAAGGUUCUAUGCAAAUUCUUAAACCAGAAUGUCAUUUAUAUUUUAUAGACCACACUUACCUGUGGAUAGUCGUACAGAAAAGUGUGUAUAGUCUCAAUAACUUUGGUUGCCAAAUGCAGAACAAUUAUUCAGUACAUUAUCCAUCUUAAUCUCUGGAACAGUUGCAUUGUGGUUCAUUUGAGACAGGUGCAACAUGUAAGUAGUUUUAAAGAGAGCAAAUGACAUCCCUGUCAGAUAAAGGGGGAUAGAGUAUAAUAAAUGCGACUUUCAAACCUCACAGCCAUUCUCUUGAUACAUCUCUGGAAUAUCCUUGAAAGUAGAGCAAAAACAUGCUUAUAGGUAUUUUUCAUGCAUGAAAAAAAAUUUAACUUACUAAUUUGAUUUCUACUAAAGCAGAAAUAGUAUAGAUCAGGCAAGUGGACUAACUUGCUAUAACUGGUCUGUUAAUUGUUGCUUCUGCAGGCUUGUAUCAAGUGUGAUGAGGAGCGGGGGCUUAUGGGCUUCACCCACCAUGUCUUCAUAUGGGCUUACAGUUGAUUGAAAGGGGCAUAUUUCUCCUUUUUUUUUUUUCUUUUUUUUCUAGAAAUGGAUCAGUUUCAAAAUGUUACAUGGACAAUUGGAGACAUACAAUGUUGAAGAUAAAGCAUCUGUUUUUUUUUCUUUUUUUUUUUAAAGCAUUUAAUUUAAUAAAUCACUGGUCUAAAGGACAAGUCGUUUUGACCCUUAUUUACAUCAAAUAAAACAUUUUAAAUGGCUAGUAUUUAAGGCCUGCACAAUAAAUACUGUAUACCAUACCAUUUCAAGUGA